AGAAAAGAAAAAAAGUUUCACACGAAAUGGAAGAAGAAGAUGAAAAAGGCGGCAAAAAUGUUACCGCAAUUCUCCAGAUUGACAUGCAUUGUUCUUGUGAAGGUUGCUCUGAAAGAGUUCUCAAAUGCGUUCACGAUUUGCAUGAUCUGAAUUCCUCGAUGAAGAUAGAGGAAAAUGGAGCGGUAUACAAGGUGACGAUGGCGGGGAAAUUCAAUCCGUCGAAACUCCGGGAGAAAAUGGAGAAGAAAUUGAAGAAGACAGUGAAAAUCAUUUCACCUGAGCUGGAUAAAGAGGAAAUUGAGAUCCAACAGAUGUAUAAAUGCAAAGAGCUUCCGCUGCCUACUACAGUGCUUAAACUUCCUCUGAACUGCGACGCAUGCAACGAGAAGAUUCACAAAAUUAUCACCCGAACCAGAGGAUGCAGGAAUAUGAAAAUGGAUUGGGAAAAGAAUUUGGUGACAGUAACUGGGACAAUUGAUGUGAAAUCCUUGGCCGAAUCAUUGAGAUAUCACCUGAGGAAAGGCGUUGAAAUUUUGACGGUGAAUGACGGCAGCGUAAGAGGCGGCAUUUACUCGCCGGACUUUGAAUGCGCCUACCGGCGAUCAACUAGAGGCAGAUCGAUAACUGAAGAUUAUUUCUAUCCCGCUACGGAGAUGUUCAGUGAUGAAAAUCCAAAUGCUUGCACUGUUCUGUGAACAAUUUUGGUAAGUGGCAUUCUUGCAAAUACUCAAAUGAUUAAUUACUUAGAUUAACAAAAUUAAUGCACUAAGAUACUAGAAGUAAUGAUGCAUUUCGUUAAUUUUGUUUUGUCCGACUAAAACUUUGCUUCUAAUUGAAUAUUAGAUGUUUGGUCUUAUUUUGCAUAUUGUAAUGGAGGAGAAUUAGAAACAUCAUUUA
This is a messenger RNA of Solanum dulcamara, 897 nucleotides long. RefSeq names its product heavy metal-associated isoprenylated plant protein 3-like. Gene Ontology annotation, molecular function: metal ion binding. The record is from RefSeq and is a predicted model, not a curated record. The coding region runs from base 27 to 695 and encodes 222 amino acids. The transcript is spliced from 4 exons. Lineage: Eukaryota; Viridiplantae; Streptophyta; Magnoliopsida; Solanales; Solanaceae.